Coccinella septempunctata (seven-spotted ladybird) is the source of this 8235-nucleotide messenger RNA. It is a transcript of the gene Corin, whose product is annotated as atrial natriuretic peptide-converting enzyme. Bases 1918 to 4767 code for a protein of 949 amino acids. Gene Ontology annotation, molecular function: serine-type endopeptidase activity; protein binding. The transcript has 28 exons. Gene Ontology annotation, biological process: proteolysis. The record is from RefSeq and is a predicted model, not a curated record. Lineage: Eukaryota; Metazoa; Arthropoda; Insecta; Coleoptera; Coccinellidae. Gene Ontology annotation, cellular component: membrane.
AGUUCUUAUAAAGAUGUCUUUAAAAUCAAUGAACUGAGUAUUAGCUUCGUACAUUCAUUCAUAGGUGGCCGUCAGAUGGCGGCAACUGUAUUACUGAUUGCCUGCCUCGACUGAAUAAUUAAGCCUUUCGCCAUUUUGUCCCCCUUUAGAGUUUCAUUCCUUUGAAGAACGGUUUUUCAAGUGAUUAUCUUCCUUUUUACAAGCUUUUCGUACCGGAAAAAUUCGUGACUUUUGAAAUUUUUCGCGUUUUCCGUGUCGCAUAAUACUCAACAGUUAUUCCGACUCAUCGCUUAUAAAGAAGGUGAAAAUAUAGAAUAUUAAUUGGGAUCACAAAGUUGGGCCGGUGGAAGAGGCCACUUCGAUGGGGUUAUUUUGUUAUUGCUUAUUUGCAUUGGCAAAGUAAGUCCAUCGAUGAAAUCAUAGAUAAAUUACUACGGAUCUUAGAUCGAAUUUAUCUAUUGAUUGCGACUUUGUGGUCCCCCUUAUAGGGGGAUUUUUCCCCCUAUAGGGUAUUACCCAUGCAUGUUUCUGUGACAUAUUAAGCCUACAUUACAGUAAUAACCAUAAAUUAUAAUAUUAUAAUUCUAGAACAAUUAAGCUGCCAUUACACAAUGCAGAUGUGAGUUGUUUAUCAUAAGAUAUGAACACCUGCAAAAAGUAGUGCGCAAUUAUGACUAAUAAAUUAAUUCUUUUGUAGUUUCAACGGAAGGAAAGUACGUGAAAACUGGGACUGAAGUUGAAUCAAGGAAUUGUUUUCAAGUGAGUUUCAACAUGAAGUCGUGAAGGGAAUGACAUCAAAAAUGUAAAAUAGUGGAAACUGUUGUUCAUCACAUCCGGUAUGGAUUGCAACGAAAACAGAUUUGAGUUUCUUCAAUAAGACUGACAAGAAAGAAAAUGAAGAUGAUCAGGAUUGAUGAGUGAUUCAGGUGAAGAAUUCGAAGAUGUAGGAAAAUUCAAUAGCGGAAACUGGUGAGAAGAAAAUGCAGAUGAUAAUCAGAAGGGUGAUCACCAGGAAGGUGAAGAUGUAGAAAGAGUCCAUAGCGGUUAGUUGAAAGUUUGCUUAAACUGUAAGUUGGAUAAUAUAGACUGAAUCAAGUUGGAUGAAUGGAUUGAAGAUAGGCUACAAUGAAAUUUAAUGUCCACCCUCUGGCAUCAUCUGGAACAAUUAAGCUGCCAUUACACAAUGCAGAUUUUCAACGGAAGGAAAGUACGUGAAAACUGGGACUGAAGUUGAAUCAAGGAAUUGUUUUCAAUUUCAACAUGAAGUCGUGAAGGGAAUGACAUCAAAAAUGUAAAAUAGUGGAAACUGUUGUUCAUCACAUCCGGUAUGGAUUGCAACGAAAACAGAAUCGAGUUUUUCUUCAAUAAGACUGACAAGAAAGAAAAUAAAGAUGAUGACGAUCAGGAUCCAUGAGUGAUUCAGGUGAAGAAUUCGAAGAUGUAGGAAAAGUCAAUAGCGGAAACUGGUGAGAAGAAAAUGCAGAUGAUAAUCAGAAGGGUGACCACCAGGAAGGUGAAGAUGUAGAAAGAGUCCAUAGCGGUUUAGUUGAAAGUUUGCGUAAACUCUGAUGACUGGCAAAAGAAAAUGAAGAUGAUGACAAUCAGUAGGGUAGGAAAUACUUGAAUGGGUGAAGAAUUUGAAAAUUUGUUAUGAAUGGGUUCAUGACUACCAGGAAGGUGUCAAUAGCCGUGAGUUAAAGAAGUUUGAAGUUUGCAUGAGAGCGAAUGGUAAUUAUUGAAGUGAAGAACGAUUUCAUUCUUUUUUCCAGUAAGUUUGUACAUGUGGAGUUUCUGGACUGAAUCAAAUUAAAUGAAUGGAUUGAGGAUCGGCCCAAAUGAAAUGUCCACCUUUUGCAUAUGGCAAUAUGGGUGUGAGAGGCAUAAGAACACCGGGAUGGUAUAGGAUCAAAUACUAUCAUGGUGGACCCAAAUCGUCAUCGUCACAGUGUGACACAGCUGGAGGAAUGUCGUCCAAGAUUUAGAUGGGGUGCAACAAACGAAAAAUCAUUUUUGGAUAUCUUAGACGCCGACCUACAACGAUUACCCGCAACAUCGCUCACCUUGGCACCAGUAAACUCAAACAUUUACGCGAGAAGACACUCAACACAUGCUUGUCCAGUGACGGAGGAUAGAAAUGUGGUCCCGCCAAUCAUUCCGCCAUCAGUUCCAAAAAGAGCCCCAGCUGUACCAAAAAGGAGGCAUAAAACAACAACAAAUAACACUUCAGAAACUAUACCAGUAAAAAAACCCCCAGGCCAACCUCCACCGAUUCCGCCAUCAUCGAAAAACCGCGUCCUUCCACCAAUACCUAGCUUAGACAGUAAACCAAAACCUCCGGCAAGGAACCAAGUAAAUGCGGACUCGGUAAAUGUUACAGGCCUCAAAAAAUCGAACGAAAUAAAUCGGAAUCCUUCUCCUAAAAACACGCAGGGUACGCGAAGUAACUUCGACUACGGUAUAAUAUCGCAAAAGAACCAGACAGUGCAUUCCCAUACCGUCACUAAGCAGAUCAAAAGUAGUAACGGGUCGGCAAUGCAAAAUGGCAGCGCUAAGGUUUCUGUCAGACAAGAUUCAGGUAUAUCUAGUGAUAGCUUCAGUCAAACAUCUUCGCCAAGUUAUACAACUAAAACCAUGGAGACACCUCUAUUACCUCCUAAGACACCUAUAAAAAAUCAGAAUGGCCUUCUGGCUAAAGCUCUAGCUGCACAAGAGGAACUAAACGCUAACAAUACUAUCAUCAAGAGUGCUUCUACACCUGCUAGCUUGCAGACCAUUGUGAAGUUUCAUAAUGGUUCGAAUAUGUCUCUUCAUCAUAGGAUAAUAAGGGAUAUAAGAAGACCCUCGAGUCACUAUUCUCAACGAAUUAAGUUGAGGUUCAGAUUUGCUCAAAUUAUACUUAAUGCAGUGGCGUUAUUCGCCAUUGCUGCAGGAAUGGCAGCCUAUUUCAAGGCAUUUCCGGCAGAAAUACACAUAGUCAAUGCAACAGUGAAUAUAACGACGAGUCCUGUGAUAGAGAGGAUAACGCAGAACAACCCAGCGCCGGGUAUCUGCUUGCCAGUUAUCGUCAAUUUUUGCCAGCAUCACAAAAUACCGUACAACUACACGGUGUUCCCUAAUUAUAUGGGUCAAUUUGGACAGAGGGACGCUCAACAGGAACUCGAAGUAUACGACGCUGUGGUGAACGUUCGGUGUUACGAAUUGGCCGCCUUGUUCCUUUGCUCGCUGUUCGUGCCGAAAUGCGGCCCAGGUGGCGCCCUAGUGCGGCCAUGCCGAAAUCUUUGCUACGAGACUAAAAAAAGAUGUGGUUUUUUUCUUGACGUAUUCGGCCUAACAUUGCCCGAUUAUUUGGAAUGUAGGCUUUUUCCAGAAACGCCAGAUCCGAAUAUUUGCGUUGGUUAUGAGGAAGUGAAAGAAGCUAAACGGAGAGCUCAAACACCAGUUUGUCCAACUGGAUUCCAAUGUGAUAUAUCUAGAUGUUUACCCAAGGAUUGGCAGUGCGACGGUCACGUUGACUGUAAGGAUCAAUCAGAUGAGCUGAACUGCAAGAAGUGUGGCUUGGGUAUGAUACACUGUGGUGCUAAUAGAUGCAUCACUCAAGAGCAUAUGUGUGACGGUAGGGUAGACUGUCCCUAUGGUCAAGACGAAAGGAAUUGUCUGAGGCUGAGCGAAAGAAAUGGAGAUGAAGGUAGGGGUCAAUUAGAGGUUUUCAGACCCGAUAUGGAGAAGUGGGUGCCAGCUUGUAUACAGCAUUGGGAUCAGAACACUUCUCCGAAAUAUAUAUGCUCCCUCCUCGGAUAUUCAACCGUUUCCAGAACUCAAUUGAUACGCGGCACCGAUCUUCAAAAUUCACCAAGGCUAUACGAUAGCGCGUGGCAAUUUCACAAGAUGAAAAGGUCCAAGAAUCUCAUACGUCAAUUUGGGUCGUGCAAUGGAACAAACUAUCCAACGGUUGAGAUGUCUUGUACAAAAUACAUUUGUGGAAAGGCCAGAAAAAGUUAUGCCGAAAAACGUCGAACAACGAGAAUUAUCGGCGGUACAAGAUCGAAACCAGGAGAUUGGCCGUUUUUGGCAGCUCUAUUAGGAGGACCCGAGGAAAUUUUUUAUUGUGCCGGUGUCCUGAUAGCAGACCAGUGGGUACUAACAGCUUCUCACUGCGUCGGAAAUCAUUCCGAUGUAAGUGGCUGGACAAUUCAACUAGGUAUAACAAGAAGACAUUCUCAUGCUUUCUACGGCCAGAAAAUGAAAGUCAAGCGAGUCGUUCCGCAUCCAAUGUAUAAUCUGGGAAUUGCACACGAUAAUGACGUUGCCCUAUUUCAGUUAUCAUCCAGAGUAACUUUCCAUGAACAUCUUUUGCCAGUUUGUCUGCCAGAAGCUGAAAGACAACUAGAACCUGGAACGUUGUGCACGGUUAUUGGCUGGGGCAAAAAAGAAGAUAAUGGAAUGUCAGAAUACGAACCUGAAAUCAAUCAGGUUGAAGUUCCAGUGUUAAAUAGGGACCUCUGCAACCUCUGGCUAGAACACAGAGACCUGAACGUGACAGAUGGUAUGAUUUGUGCCGGCUAUAAGGAAGGUGGGAAGGAUGCAUGUCAGGGCGACUCUGGUGGACCUCUUUUGUGUAGAGAGAAAAACGACCCUGAGAGAUGGUUUGUUGGUGGAAUUGUCAGUUGGGGUAUAAAAUGCGCCCAUCCCCACCUCCCUGGCGUAUACGCUUACGUUCCGAAGUUCAUUCCAUGGAUCAAAGAACAAAUGAAACUUUAUUCCGAAUAAAAAAAAAUUGAAGAUGGGAAUAUUUCAACUCAACACUAUUGAAAGAAUUGAUAAUGAACUAUCAAAAUCUCGGACGGAAUGAUUAGAUUAGAUGAUGCGUAGAAGUUGGCAUCUCAUGUAAUGAUAAUUUUUUUCUGGAGACAAGAGAUUUUAUGAAGCUUUGCUGAAAUGAUCUAAUAAAUUAUUUCCCCCAAAAAAUUAGGUAAAAUUUAACUGGCAAAGAUCAAUUAACACAAUAAACAAUGACAAUAAUUCGAAUUAAACUGAAUAAAAUACAACGCGAGAAGACUGUCGAUGACAAUUUUGAAUGAGUUCUCCAGCGAUAGGAGAAUUCAUUUUUAUUAUGUAAUUUUAUCGAAAUGUGCAUAUUCACAAAACGAAAUUGAAAAAGAAAAUUUUCAACUGAAUAAUUUUAGACCGACUUGAUUGGUAUAAAUAGAUGCAAAAUUUGGUGAAGUUUAUGUUAAUUUAUUGGAAUCUCAAAACGAAAAUGUAUUAAGCAUAUCGAUAUCUGAAACUGUGUUAUCACAUAUCCAGGAUGAAUGUGCGAAUAAACAUCGGUAGAAAUAUAGAAAAAUGUGAACACUUUUUUUUCUCGAGAAGUACUAAAUUGUUACGACCAGGUAAUCAAUCACAAUUCGAAGACAAUCAGGAGUUUUAGAUGACAAUGUCUUAUAUUGUUCCAGGAACAAUACACAGAUUCAAUCUGUAUACUGUAUACAGCGUGUCACGCACGCAUUUCUUAUGAAAUUUCAUAUAAAUGAAUAUUACAUAGAUGAAUAACUACUCUCCACGGAAAAAAUGACGUAUGUCCAAUGCCUCAUAUCGAAUCGAUACUCAGAUAUUGCUGAAAUCCGAUGGUCGCAUGAGGGAGUAAAGAUGACAUUUUUAUCGUCAAUUAGAAGAUGGUAUGUAGCGAUGAUCUAUAGCAGAAUAAGAGAAGUUAUAUCCUUGCUAUAAGAAGCACGAGCGUUAUAGCCACACAAUAAAACUACCGUGAAAUUUGGGAGACAGCAAAUCUCAUAAAAUUUCUAUUACUCAUCGAAUAUCAUCUGCCUUCGAUCAACAUCAACGAAUUUGAUGAUGUUCUGGAACGGUCGAACUAUACUCAUUGUGAUUUCUCAGAUAGGAAGAUUACAAAAUUUGGACGAAGAUCUUGCCUUUUUGAAGGUUGGAAAUUGAAACUUGAAAUUCGGAAUAUUAAGUAACUUCUCCAGAAAAAAAAGUUCAUUUCGGUGUUAAAUUAUUGGAGCAUGAAAUAUUUAUGUGAGUCUUGUUUAAGUCGAAAAAUUAUCAUGAUAUUUGAGACUUGGUCCCGAUAUUUUAGUCUGGACCUAUAAAAUAUCAUUCGAAUGUUAGGAAUUAUAGUAUUUCUGAUGGUUUUUUCAUGUCGUAAUAUUUGAAGAAAGGAAACCUACGUGAACUUUCAAUAUUUAGCUUAAAAGUUUGAAAUAUUUUUUCGAAUGAUCUCUGUAUUGGAUGAAAAUUAUCCCAAAAAAUUUCGCCAAUAUUUAUGAUUGAAAUUACAAGUAAAUGACAAUAAUAAGGUACGCUUCUAUUUCAAAAAUGAAAAUUACUAAUGUUCGAAUAUAUUUUGAAUAUACGAAUUAUCGAAGGCAGAAUUUUUCUAAAUGUUUUCUGUACUUAGAGUUAGAUUUCGACAUUUCCUCUGUGCAGUUAUCUGAUAACAUUCAGUCACGCACAAUUAUUUCUAGCAUAAUACUCAUAGUGAUAUCCUGACAAUUCAUCUAGUGUUCUGAUGGACCGCUAUCAAUGUGAUCUGUUUAUACAGCAGUGCAACAGUGUGAUUAUCCGAACCAUUUUCCCGACUAACACUAAACGAUUUAAGAGAGUUGUCUUUCUUUCUCAUAACAUUGUAUGUACAUAGCUCGUCAAAAACACCAAUUCCAAAAGUUGCCACAAAUUUUUUUGGCAAAUGUAUUAAUGUGUUCAUGAGUUCGAUGAUCUACUACUCAGGUGUCUUUGCAACUCCGGUUUAGUGUGAACAGUGAGAGUAAUUUUACAGCUCCAUUGAAUUAAGAAACCGCUCUAUCAAUUAAUCGGGAAAAGAAUAUCGGGAAAUCAUACGUACAGAAAAAUCCGAAUUUCCUUUCCACUCCCAGAGAAGUCCUCUAUAUCAUUAUCUAGAUGGCGUUCUAUAUGUAAUUCAGAUUUUUCUGUGAGGCUUAAUAUGACUAUAUUUUUUACCCCUAGAAAAGAAAGGAAUACCAUAGUUUUCUAUAGAUUUAUAAGAAAUGUUAUUUAGUGUAUAUUAUGACAUAUACCAGUCGUGAUUGAAAUGAAUAUUAUUUUGCUCUCGACGAAAAUUAAGUUGAGAAUAUUGCAACUUGUCGGCAAUCAUGAUAUUGCAUGUUCAAUGUACGUGCAAUUUUAUGUUAUAGGUAAGAAUUGUUCAGAAGGAAUCAGGAGUCAUUGAUUUCUUUUUCUAUCACCGAAGAGAAUUUAAAUUACCGACCGAUUUCUACCAGAAUAUUUUUGUCUGUUUGUUGAUGAAAGGUAUCUGUUGAACAAAAAAAAAACACCAAAUGCAGUCAAUCUGAAUCUAGGGCUAUGAUUGAAAUUUUCAGGCUAAUUCCGAUUGAUUCCUUCUGAAAAACAGAACAACACGUUCCAUAUAAUGAAGAAUUGAAGCUCACAUGAAAAUAUGAGAUCACGGAUUAGUGUAAUUAAGCACAAUACUACGACCUCACAAUGAAUGCCACAAUUUAAAUUCUUUACAUGAAUAACGAAAGAUUUUUUCGUUUUCGUCUGUGCAAAAGUGAUAUUUCUAAAGUAAAUUGACAAUAAGGCGACAAUAAUUUAUAUUUGAUUAAAUAAGUAUGAUAAGAUAUCUAUUUCAUGUGAGCACACGUUUUUAGAUUGUUGCAUAGGCAAUUACAUUUUGAAUAUCGGCUAGUCGAUAUUGUUCAUUUCUUGUCUCGGAAUUGUCGUUUAGACUUUCCGGAGUUCAAAUACGAGAAAUUUCCUCUUAAUUGUCAAUAUUAUAUUAGAUACCUAGAGGUUAUAAUAGAACACCUAAAUAAAGAGAAACUUUUUGUAACUUGAGAGAUAUUUAGAUAUCCUAAAUAAUAAGUACAUAUACCUAUUUCUUCAUGAAACUGAAAAAAAUUGAUGAAUAUAUUUUCGUGGAAUUCUUUAAAUCUCAGCGAUUUUGCAGAUGAGGGAGGUAUUUAGAUGACAUAAUUAAUGUUUAACUGGAUUAUAUCGUAAAGAUAUUUUAGUGAAAUGUGUUCUGUUGAUAUCGGAUUUGUUUUAGAAUAGAGCUGUUUAAUUGUUACGAUGUGUUAACAAUUUAGCUUUCUGCUCUUUUAGACAUGUGAUGGUAAUGGGACAAUAAAACUUAUAAUUAGAUUCAAUGUCCAAAAAGCAUCUAUGUGCUUCCAUAUACUGCUGCUAUGUGAGAACCUCUGUUUUGAGAGUUAUAGCGAAUAAAAAGUGUAAACUGAA